Messenger RNA from Puccinia graminis f. sp. tritici CRL 75-36-700-3, 1405 nucleotides. RefSeq lists its product as uncharacterized. NCBI's taxonomy places the organism in Eukaryota, Fungi, Basidiomycota, Pucciniomycetes, Pucciniales, Pucciniaceae. The transcript has 2 exons. The record is from RefSeq and is a predicted model, not a curated record. Bases 229 to 981 code for a protein of 250 amino acids.
UUUUUUUUGAUGACAUAAAGAUGAGUGGAAGUGUCCGUACACGAUUUACUCUGAGGGUUCUUGAUGUUGGCUUAAAUUAAGGGGUCUUUCGAUCGUUUUACAAACCCAUCUCUAGCCAUUCCCCUCCCAGAAACAGUUGUCAUCGUCAACUUGUUCCGGUAUCCUUGUGGCAAUUGAUCAUAGAUUCCACAAUACUUUAUUAUAUAGAUUACUCCUCCCUCGGUAAAUAUGACUUCUGUUGUACCGCGACUGACAGUGUCUUGCCCAGACGGGGUUUGCUUGGAUCCAGCGCUUCCACUCGCAUCUUCACCACAGAGGGAAUCCCAUCGCCCAUCAGACUUGAAACUUUCUCCUUCAGAGGACCGUAAAACUCCCGAUCCCUUUGAAGAUAACGACGAUAGUUUUUAUUCUCUCAAGAUACCUUCUCCUACUUACCAAAUCAUGUUUACUCCAAGAUUUUUGAUGACUUGUAGCGAUUCUGAGGACGAUUAUUCGGAUGGACUUUCGGAAUAUUCGGCGGAUAUUUUGAUAUUUACCCAGAGUCGCCGACCCCCUUGGACCAGCGCAGCGGAACACAUCAAACCGGUGGUUAAUCGGCUGAUCGACGAAGAGCGAAGACAACACGAUCUUGUACGUCUUGCCUGGCGCCCGGCCCUUCCGGCUACGCCUACCACCUCUGCCCAGUCGUUGUCAGCCAGCUCGCACCACGACAGCGGCACGGAUGCUUUGGAGACACAGUCCACUAGCUCAUGUGUGGCUUGUCUCAGUCGGCACGAGAGUCCUCCAAUCAACUUCGAUGAAAGUGGCCCACGUAUCCGACGAACUCAGUCUUUGCCCAACAAUUUGCGACGAUCGACGCAUUCAACCAAGAAUCUUCCGUCCUGCAAUAACACCUGGAGUAAUACCUCUAAUAUUUAUCAGGAGAAGGAUAAGGAAGACGAAAUCAAACGUUGGGCAUCCGACAUCGCAUUGACGCCCUAAACAAAUUUGUUCAAUCGUUUUUUUUUCUUCUCAGUACUAUGGCCGAUUCCUGCUGUUCUGUCGUCUGAUUUCAUCAGUUAUGGAGUGGACUGGAUGCCAUCUUCACUUUCUUCCAGCUAUCAUUUCCUUCACCAGUUUUCGUCUUCCCAUCUUUGUACCGACUCCUCUCCCGUACUUCUUGAUCGCGCUUUGUAAGUGUUCGUUAUAGGUUGGCGGUACCUUCUCCGCCAUGUAGAUUAAGAUCAAGUUGUUAUGAAGGCUGGAUCCAACUGUCUCCAUUUGGAUUGUCAUGAGCAUCAGUCACAAUAUACGUAUUUAUAUGUUCUAUCCAAGAGUUUUUCUUGUUUUGUAGAUUUUUUCAGAAUGCUUUAUGGAUUAUCAAUGCAUGCAGAUUGGUCAACGCUUUCAGAUCUGUUUUCACUGA